Molecule: messenger RNA, 1108 nt
Organism: Dermacentor andersoni
Lineage: Eukaryota; Metazoa; Arthropoda; Arachnida; Ixodida; Ixodidae
Cellular component (GO): extracellular region
Molecular function (GO): chitin binding
Source: RefSeq, a predicted model, not a curated record
UUGAGCAUCGGUAUCACCUGUGACAUAGAGCCUUCGAGUUUAUCUACUGUGACUUUAGCACAGCGAAAGCCUUAAAUGCCUUCUUCUUGCAGCGCAUUUCUAAGCAGUGGAUCUAUAUUGCUCCUGAUUGCAGCCUCCGAGCCCACCGACUUGUCGCACAAUGCCUUUUAUUAGGUCUCUGGCGCAACGGUUGGGUUCAUGACCGAUGUCUCUCUCGCGUCGCAGAAUAAAACGCGCCCAAUACUGAAGCUCCAGCUGCAUAAAAGCAGGAGCUUUUCCUCAACGGAUAGCAGUCGCAGCGAUAUCGCACUCAGCAUGGUGGCACAGCGUGGUGUCGUGCUGUCCUCGGUAGCCCUGGUGGCCCUGUCCCUGGUAUCGCUGGGCAGUGCAAGGGCGCUCUCGGGGUGCCCACCCGCGGACGACAAGGACUCCGAUGCCACUUUUAUCGCCAACCCGCUGGACUGCUCCUCUUACUUCGUGUGCCAACAGGGACUUCCCGUGCUUAUGCCAUGUCCGGCAGGCCUGCUAUUCAACGACGCUCUCAACGUUUGCGACCACGCUUAUAAUGUAAGCUGCGUGCCGCUCUACCCAACAUUCACCACAAAGGCUCCACCACCAGCCGAAGCCACCACUAAAAAGAUUGAGGUUGAGGAGAAGGUAGUCAAGGAGAAGGUCCCUCGACCAGCCGAAGACGAUGCCCCCGCUACCAGCAAGAGCGAUGGGACCAAAGUCGAAGAAGAAGCGCCCGCCUCCGUUGAUGCUGGGACCGUCACGCAGGCAGCCGUUGUCAGCACCAAAGUCAACGAUGACGUGAACUCGGUAGGAAAGCCCGUUGAAGGCACCAGGGCCGAGGCACCUGAGCAGAGGGAUGCGGGCAACGUGGCUGGCGGAAACGACGAUGUCAACCACGCCGUGUUGUGAACCUAUUCGAGGAACUUCAGAGACAUUGGCUCUUGGUGGAAACAUGCGUGGGACUCAGGAGGAAGAAUUAGUUGGAAUAAUCAAUUCUGCAGACUCAUUCAUUCAGGAUUACAUGCGAUCACAGCACGUCUUCCAAAUUACAGACUGACAGCACCGUGAAGAAAUAAAGAAAGUGAAUUGAAUUUAA